Brassica napus (rape) is the source of this 2985-nucleotide messenger RNA. Its product is annotated as kinesin-like protein KIN-14U. Gene Ontology annotation, biological process: microtubule-based movement. NCBI's taxonomy places the organism in Eukaryota, Viridiplantae, Streptophyta, Magnoliopsida, Brassicales, Brassicaceae. The coding region runs from base 762 to 2663 and encodes 633 amino acids. The record is from RefSeq and is a predicted model, not a curated record. The transcript is spliced from 10 exons. Gene Ontology annotation, molecular function: ATP binding; microtubule motor activity; microtubule binding.
ACUAUUUUGUUUGAAGAAGGAACAGAGUAACAUAGAGAGAGAGAGAGAGAGAGAGAGACAGUGGAAGAUGUUCCAUUUCUGAAAUCAAGACCAUCAUCAUCAUUCAUCACCAGACAAAAACAGUGUUCAAUCAUUUGACAAAGCCUUCCACUUUCCAACUCACACCUUUUUCAAAAAUCAAAACUUGUGUUGGGUUGUUGUAUUGUCUCUCACUUGCUGGAUAUUUUGCCUCUGAGAAGAUAUCAGGUUUCUUUUGAUUACUAGCUUUAAACCCAUUUAUACAGACAUACAUAUAUGUGAGAAUCUGGUUCUGUUUCUCUCUGUUUAAUGCUUUACCAGUUGAGAUUCUUCAAAGUCUGGAUUUUACUUUUUUUGUUCCUUCUCUGGUAAUUCUUAUGUAUUACUACUAGUUUGCUUCAUCUUCACUUCUCUCAUUUCUUUUAAAUAUUUAAUUUUUCCCGAAGGGUUUUCUUGUUUCUGACAAAUAAAAACCUUUUUUAUUUUCUCUCUGCUGGGAACUUACAAUAAUCAAUUAUCUGUCCUGAGUUUUAUGACAACUCAAGUUGUCUUCUUGUUCAGAGUUCUGUAAUAGAGUACUAUAAUAAUGAUAAGUAUUUAGUGUUGUUUUUUCUUUGUUCCUAACUACCAUUCUACAUUGCAUACAUUGAGUUGUUGUCGUCGUCCAUUCCACUCCCACUUCCUCUUUGAUAUUUUUUUUAUUCUGUCAGAAGUUGGAUCUCGUUUCAUUUGAGCUAAGAAAAAUGUUAAUUUCAGCUGAAAAAGAAGAGAUCUUGAUCUCUCAAUCUCCAGUUAGCUCAAUGUCGGUCCCUGAAUCUUUUGAAUCGCCACAACCUGUUCCUUUGGUCUACACCGAUGUAACUGUUGUUCCCGAGCAUGAGAGAAAUGAGCUUGAAAAGUCAAUAUCAAGCCUCGAAGGGGAGGUUUUGGAAUUGAAGUCAAAGCUAAAGUCAUUGGAUGACAAGAGAAAGGAAGUUCUGAAUAAGAUUAUAGACACUAAAGGAAGCAUACGUGUGUUUUGUAGAGUUAGGCCAUUUCUAUUGACAGAAAGGAGACCGAUCAGGGAACCUGUUUCGUUUGGAUCAGACAAUGUUGUUGUUAGAUCUGCUGGUGUUCGAAAGGAGUUUGAGUUUGAUAAAGUUUUCCAUCAAUCAGCAACUCAAGAAGACGUUUUUGGAGAAGUGAAACCGAUUCUUAGAUCUGCACUCGAUGGUCACAAUGUGUGUGUCUUGGCAUAUGGUCAAACUGGGACAGGAAAGACUUUCACCAUGGAUGGCACAAAUGAGCAACCAGGCCUGGCUCCUAGAGCUAUUAAGGAGCUUUUCAAUGAAGCUUCAAUGGAUCAUACACAUUCGGUGACUUUUACGAUGAGUAUGCUGGAAAUCUACAUGGGUAACUUGAAAGAUCUUUUGUCUGCAAGACAGCCUCUGAGGUUUAAUGAAGCCUCAACUAAAUGCAACCUCAAUAUUCAAGUAGACUCAAAGGGUUCGGUCGAAAUUGAGGGUUUGACUGAAGUGGAAGUGCCUGACUUCGCAAAGGCUAGAUGGUGGUACAACAAAGGAAGACGAGUCAGAUCAACUUCUUGGACAAAUGUGAAUGAAGCUUCAAGCAGAUCUCAUUGUUUAACAAGGAUUACAAUCUUUCGUCGAGGGGAUGGUGUGGGGUCAAAAACUGAAGUUAGCAAGCUUUGGAUGAUAGAUCUCGGAGGAAGCGAGAGGCUCUUAAAAACCGGUGCAAUAGGGCAAACUCUGGAUGAAGGAAGGGCCAUAAACCUCUCACUUUCCGCUCUUGGAGACGUGAUUGCAGCUUUAAGGAGAAAGAAGGGUCAUGUGCCCUACAGAAAUAGCAAGCUAACUCAAAUCCUUAAAGAUUCUUUAGGUACUAGAUCAAAGGUUCUGAUGCUUGUGCACAUAAGUCCACGUGAUGAAGAUGUCGGUGAAACAAUAUGCUCUCUGAGCUUUACAAAACGUGCGAGAGCCAUAGAGUCUAAUAGAGGAUUAACAGAAGAACUUCGAAAGCUAAGAGAAAAGAAAAUAUCAGAACUUGAAGAUGAAAUGCAAAACACUCAAGAAAGUUGCAAGAAGAUCAUAACGCGCUUACAGGAAGCAGAGUGCCUGCUUACUGAAAACAAGAAACUCUUGCGGACCACUCAUGAGAAGUAUGAAGAAGACAUGGAAGAGAAACUUCUUUCACCUAUAAAUCAUCUCAAAGAGACUGAUGCAACUCCAAAAUCAUCUGAUAAACUUGUUAAAAUAAGCAAGAGUUCAGGGUUUGUCCCACGUUUCAUGACUUCAACUGUUACUAGUCGUCUAAGGCAAACAAUGUCAGAGAAGGAAAUCAAUGCAAGGCCUCAGAGCAUAAGAUCAGUUGCUAAAACUCUUACUCAGAUCUCCACUUCUCAGUCGCUUAGCCUCUCUGACUCACGUAGCAGAGGUCUCCUUCGAAGAUCAUACACAAAGCCGAUUCAAACUGCAUCUAACAGUGGAACACCAGAAGCGCCUAAAAGGGAUAUCAAAGACCUUUCUUUCCAGAAAAAGAAUCUCAAUGAUACUUCUUUGCCAAGGAGCAAGAUGGUUACUUCAUCAGAUCCGAAUGUGAGAGCUAAACUUUGUCAUCACAGGAGAAGAAUGUCAAGCUUGACAUGAUCUAACAUAAGUCAAUCAAGAACCAAGUCUUUCUUUUUUUCUUUUUACAUGCCCUUAUGAAUUUGCGAGUUCUAGUCUAGGUGAUGGUCCAGUUGGGAGUUGAGGGCCAUUGGCACUUGUGGAUGUUGCAGUUCUGGUUUUAUAAGGACACAACACUCAAGUUACUCUUUGUUCUUACAGCUGAGAGCUUGCCUAUAUGUUUUGUUUUGUGUGGGAUUGUUUUCUCAAAUCUUUCUUUGGAUUGGUGUUAGCUUUUGAUUUUGGAUGUUCUUAUGGUGUUGACAGAAACUGGAUCAUAAUUAAUACUUCAGAUCCAGUCUUA